AUGGUUUUCUGGAAUGGAACAGAUAUCGGGUUGGCAGUCAUAGGUGGUGCUCUUAUAGGCAUCGCUACAUCGCUCCACUACUUAGUUAAAGGCAGAGUGACUGGAUUCAGUGGAAUUUUAUACAGCAUUGCCACAUAUGAUCUUCCAUCAUUUUUUUGGAAGGUUUCCUUGAUGAUGGGAGUGGUAAUCGCCUCAAGUAUUAUUUACUUAGCAUUUGGAACAGAAAAAGCAAUUAUUGAUGGAGGCACUCCUGCCUAUGAUGACUUAUCAGUUCUAACUUAAAUUGGAUGGGGAGGAGCAGUUGUAGCUGGGUUUUGUGUGGGAUUCGGUACUAAAAUGGGCAAUGGAUGCACAAGUGGGCACGGAGUAUGUGGAUUACCAAGAUUGGCUCCGAGAUCAAUUGUUGCAGUCUGUUGUUUUAUGGGAAUGGGAUUAUUGACAGCCUCAAUUAAAGAAAACUUUAUUCCGUUGGAAUAUCCAGAACCAAUAGAUUAUGAUCAUGAAACUAGUGCCAUAACAACUUUGGUUUUAGGUUUUGUAGUCAUCCUCAUUAUGGCUGGAUUCUAAUUCGUCAAGAAACGGGAAUUAAUGGUUGACUUAGCCAUAGCAACUGUAGUCGGAUUUAUUUUUGGAUUAGGCUUGGCAAUAUCUGGUAUGGUGAAAAGAAGCAAGAUUAUUGGAUUCCUCGCAAUAAACGAAAGAUGGGAUCCUACCCUAAUCUUUGUGAUGGUCACUCCAGUAGUCAUUAAUUUCUUUGCUUUUAGAGCCAAAGAGAAACCUUAUUUGAAUACAAAAUAUGAAAUUCCAACCAAUAAUGUUAUAGAUUGGAAACUAGUAUGUGGAGCUACGAUAUUUGGAUUUGGAUGGGGAGUAGGAGGAUUCUGUCCUGGUCCUGCAUUUGCACUUUUCCCAUAAUUCACAAUUCACAUCAAUGUUUUAUUUAUGUUAACUCUUAUUAUGGGACAAUUAUCAGCUAAUUUCUUUGUGAAAUGGGUGGAUGAUAGAAAAAAAUAUGAUCAAAUCAAGCCUCAACCUGAAUAAUAAUCAAAAGAACAAUAACAAAAGGAUCAAAUACCAGACAUAUCUAAAUAAUAACUUGCAGAAACUCCAAGUGAUAGAAAGAACGAUGCUCCAGACAAUACUGUAAAAGUUAAUUGAUUUAGAACUUUAUAUUAUUAAUUAUUGUUAAGAAAACUGAUCU
Paramecium tetraurelia is the source of this 1201-nucleotide messenger RNA. RefSeq lists its product as uncharacterized. The record is from RefSeq and is a predicted model, not a curated record. The transcript has 4 exons. Gene Ontology annotation, cellular component: plasma membrane. NCBI's taxonomy places the organism in Eukaryota, Ciliophora, Oligohymenophorea, Peniculida, Parameciidae.